Messenger RNA from Notechis scutatus (mainland tiger snake), 471 nucleotides. NCBI's taxonomy places the organism in Eukaryota, Metazoa, Chordata, Lepidosauria, Squamata, Elapidae. The record is from RefSeq and is a predicted model, not a curated record.
AUGGUCAGCCGAGUCCAGGCCGAAGUCGGUCCCGCCCGCGAUGCCCACGGCACGGCGGACUUUUGGGACAGGCUCGUCCAGCAGCCGAGUUACCUCUGGAUGGACCAGUACCAGGAGGCCCCACACCUGCUGACAUCCGGAUGUGCAGCCCAGCGGCCCGCCGGAGAGGAGGGGGGCCCGUGGCCCUGGGAGACGGCCCCUGCUCCGCGGAGCCUCCCGUCCCCCAAGGAGCUGUGCCAGAAGAAGAAGAAGCGCCCCAAGCAGAGGGGCCCGGGACACCUCCGGGGCGUCUCCGUGUUGUAUCACUUGGAGGAGGUGAAGAGGCGGCAGAGCAACAUCGACAAGGAGAAGGCGACCCAGGAGAGGUGGCUCCCCCCCCCAGGAAACGGGACGGCCGCGUGUCUUUUGAGCCCCGCCCGGACGCCAGAGCCCUACGCCAGGCCCUUCCUGGGCAGAGGCGCCAGUGCCCAG